CUCCACUCCGCCUCUUCCCUUCUUCGCCGCCGGAAGGAAGAGCAGGCGCGUGGCCUCUGGUCCCUCGUGCACAUCUUGCAGCCAAAGAACAAGGAAGAUGUCUCAAGGCAUAGGACCAUGGCAUUCACAAAAGAUAUAUGCAAGAUACUGGAAGCAUUACAACCAAGCCAUGGACUGGAUGUACAGGCACAGAAACGCUUACAACAAAGCCGUGGAGUUCCUGUAUAAUCAAUCAUUUUGUCCUCCGGCAGAUCUUCCUUCUAGCCGUUACCCAGGUUGGGAAGAAGGGAAGCACUUGCACAAGGGGGCCUUCACGCAAAACCGUCAAACCUGGUACCAUCCAAGAUCUCGGCAAACCCCUUAUAAUACCAAAAGAAGACAAACAGUGGAAAAGGUCUUGGAGUCUGACACAGAAUCUGAAAGUGAAGGGGAUGUAGGGUAUGAUCUGAGCAACAUGGAAAUCACAGAAGAGCUCCGGCAGUAUUUUGAGCAGACUGAAAGGCACAGAGAAGAACUGCGAAAACAGCAGCAGCUGGAAGCAGAACACCAUGACAUGUAUGUUGAAGCUGACCACGAUCUUCACCUGUCCACAGGCCGAUCUACCCAGCCUCCUGCUGAGAAGGCCGGCGAGAGGAGAACAGCUGAAAUGAGAAAACUCUAUGGCAUGGGAGCCAAUAAAAUCCAAGCCAUGGAGACCACCAUGCAACUCAGCUUUGAUAGAAACUGUGAUAAAAAGCAGCCCAAGUACUGGCCCAUUAUUCCCCUGAAACUCUGAGCUGUGUGUCUUUCUCUGUCCCUUUUAGGAGACUCAGAGCUGCAUAUCUGAAUGCUCCACCAAGCAGAAGGAUUUAGGUGAAUGAAUGAAGAGUCAGCAAAAAAGCUCUCCAUUUAUUUUCCUUUCCUCUUUCCAACUCCUCUGAAUGGCUUUGCCAAUUUCCAGAGUCCAUUCCAGCUCAACAGGAAGAGUAGAAUUGGUCAUUUGUACUGCAGGGGAUAAGGAAAAUUCUCUUUUUAAAGUAUAUCUCAACUAAUUUAAUUUUGGCAUGCCUUGCCCUUGCAGGAAAUGAAGUAGCAUUUGUUUUCAUUUUGUUAUGCUAGAGGAAAAAAAGGUUAAAAACUACUUAAACCUGAAAACUCAUUCACGUUAAAAGUGAUAUUGUAGCUUUUGUGCAUUACAGUAGUUUUGUCAUAAGUUUUAAAUGUAUAUACAUUUUUGCCACAGUUUAUUGAUACACGGAAGGCAGCUGACGUAGUUGGCUAGAGCAUUAUAUAUUCAGUUGCUGUAAUAUAGCUACUUGAGUUCCUCCUCAGACAUUCUAGUAGUAUAGGAAAUCUUCCCUCCAGACUGAAAUCUAGCCUGUAAGGUUUCAACUUAAAAGCAAAAAAUGAAUAAAUACCUUACUUUCUUUUUUUAA
Messenger RNA from Anolis sagrei ordinatus, 1415 nucleotides. It is a transcript of the gene GEMIN8, whose product is annotated as gem nuclear organelle associated protein 8. Lineage: Eukaryota; Metazoa; Chordata; Lepidosauria; Squamata; Anolidae. The record is from RefSeq and is a predicted model, not a curated record. Gene Ontology annotation, biological process: spliceosomal snRNP assembly. Gene Ontology annotation, cellular component: SMN complex.